CUUCUUGAAAGCCUCGCCGGGCGAUGCCAGAAUCAUCAGCCACUUUACAAGUUCCAUCUCAAUUUUUGGUUUCAAUGCAGAAUCAUAAAAUUCUACAAUCAUUUCAUCCCCGUAUUUCAUUUACAAAAUGCGGCUUUUGAAUGUCGUCGACGAACGACUCGAGAGCUUCUUCGGCGACGAGAACGAGAUCCCACCCUACGGUAUUCUAUCGCAUAGAUGGGGGAAAGACGAAAUUACGUUUCAGGACUUAACACAAGGGUCACUACAGGACUUCCACGGCCGCCAGUCGUUCUCCAAGAUCUGGGAUCUACUCGACCGGGCCGAUAAAGAUGGCUUGUCCUAUGUCUGGAUCGACACUUGCUGCAUCGACAAAUCGAGCAGCGCAGAACUCUCAGAGGCCAUCAACUCUAUGUUCAGGUGGUAUCAGCAGUCAAAAAAGUGUUAUGUCUACCUCGACGAUUUUGACGCUAUAUCGAACUGCAAACUCGUUUAUUACGAAUAUUCUGAAAGAACUGCUAUCCUCGAUGAAUCGGAUAACUCCUUCUUCGAUAGCCUUUGGUUCACCAGAGGAUGGACCUUACAGGAGCUCAUAGCACCACGAAAUGUUGAGUUUUACGACAAGAACUGGAUUAGCUUUGGUUCGAGAGAUUUCGCCCUUCUCGAUCGUAUUUGCCACAGAACUGGUAUUUGGCCGCAGUUGUUUCGAGAACCCCGGUGUGCAUGCCCAAGCGAAAGGGGACAUUCUACCUUUGCGUUUCGCGACGGUGUCUGCGUUGGGUGUCACGGACUUGACACUCUCCCUCAGACUUUGGACUCUUUCGCCGUCUCCAUCAAAAUGAGCUGGGCGUCUUCCCGUAUCACGACUCGCAAAGAAGAUGCAGCCUACUGUCUACUCGGUCUCUUUAAUCUGAACAUGCCAUUGCUGUAUGGCGAAGGUGACAAGGCAUUCUUGCGUCUUCAAGAGGCCAUUGUCCGGCAGUCCAAGGACCAGUCAGUCCUGCUAUGGCGCGCUCGGCCUGAUGUUGCACCUCAAGGGUUUGCACCUGGCUGUUUGGCUCCUUCAUCUAGCGCCUUCAAAGAACCCGUUCACAUCCUUGGCCGCCGAGUUUUCAACAGGGUCGACAAGAAAUAUGAGGCCAAUUUCCUCGGAAAUCUAGCUACAAUGGAGAUCACUGAUACAGCUAUACGUACCAGCCUGUGGAUUUGCCCUUGCAAGGUGGUGCCUGACGGAACGCAAACUACUUCCCGAAACCUCUGGCUGGGUAUCAUGCAGCUCGCAUACGAUGAUGAUUACCUUAUGCGACCUGCAUUACUGCUAGAGUAUAUGGGCACUGUUGAUAUGUAUCGAAGAGUCUACCAUCAGCAUAUUGUUCCCGUUAAUCCCAGGAUAACUCAAGGUUCUUUCGUUGUAGAGUCAUCAAUUGGCGAAGUCGAUCGACGUCUCUUGGUCACUCCAUCCCUCGACGAGGCCACCAAGAAGGACAUCAGCAUUCUGCUUCAACAGAGCCCCAUCAACGCAACGGCUGGCCCUUCUCCUGAAGAGGGCCCAGAGACUGGACCGGUGUAUUUCGUUUUGGAUAAGCAGAAGCUGGAUUUUUUGAUGGAUAGCGGGGGCAGUCACCCUCCUUUCAGCCGUUACCUUAGUCGUACCACCCAGAUACCAUCCCGGUGGGCUUUUAAGAAGUGUCAGCACGAAGGAGACGGUGAGAGAUAUUUUGGUGGUAUUCAUUUUGUUAAUUUUAUGCUUGAGAUCCCGAAAGGACCAAACUCGGAUCAGAUGCCAAACGGACAAGGUGUUGAUCGGUUUGCUUAUACGGCUAUCAUAUGGGGCAUACAACGCGAAGUUCUCAAAGGAGGGAGGAAUACGUCUCCGUGGCAUUUGUGGUGCCGGGUUUUCAAUCUGAAAAUGUUUACAGAACACGCCCGGACCUCGAAUGAAGAUCUACAGCCUAACCAGCUCUAUCGCGAGAUCGACAGUCUCAGUGCAGGUGAGAUCCAGGGGCGUAUGGAGAAUCAGCGGUCACGGCUCUGCCUAGCCGAAUAUGAAAAGCUCGAGAUUCCGCAUUCAGCGGUCCCGAGGGCACUGUUCCCUUCGUCAUACGGAGACAACUGGUCGGAAGACAAUAUGGAAACUAGCAAGAUGCUUUUGGCAGCCAAAGUGGUGUUGGUUGAAGGACUUGGUCGGAAGAUUUUUGAGCUGCACAUAAAGAUCAGCGACGUAGCCAAAAUAUAGAAGGAGUAGUUGUAGAGUAACAAGAGUAAGUAUAUCACAAAGGAAGUCUUAUAAUCUUUAGUGCAGAUGGCCCUCUUUAAGCAUAACUUAGGAUAAUGUCAUCACCAACCUAGAGGAUAGCAGAGAACUUUACGUAGCUGACAGAAAUAUUCAAACAGGUAUAGGAUAAUUCAUGAUAAGUUUAGCGGAUACUUUGAUGACCUUACCGAAUUAUUUUUCGCUCCUCUACUUCUUAGUCUAAGGUCUUCUAACACCCUCCCCAAGGCCAUCUAACCUCCAACACCAAAAUCCACCAGUCUAGGGGGCAACAAAACUUAGGACCUCUAUCCUAAGUGACAAAAGACUUAGGCAAGCUCAGUAUAUAUUAGCAAUUCUAUAGACCAGUUAUUUUUGGCACUCUAGUUUAACGUCU
This is a messenger RNA of Fusarium redolens, 2645 nucleotides long. Its product is annotated as heterokaryon incompatibility protein-domain-containing protein. NCBI's taxonomy places the organism in Eukaryota, Fungi, Ascomycota, Sordariomycetes, Hypocreales, Nectriaceae. The record is from RefSeq and is a predicted model, not a curated record. The transcript has a single exon. Bases 128 to 2233 code for a protein of 701 amino acids.